AAGGGUGGGAGUUCAAAUCUCUCUAGGACCAGGUGAGCCAUUUCGAAGGCAUGGCCAUGCGGAAGAGCCAGGCUGCGCUGAGCCUGGACCCACUGAGUCACGGCUUCUCCACACUGUUUUCCUCGUCCUUCUGCCAGCAGUAGAAGCUGACUUGUUGUUCACGCAGAUGACAUGUGAGAGUGUGACUACAGACAUCACUCAGCUUUAUUGCACACAGCGGGGUAUUAAAGAAGGCCUCUCUCUAGCCUACCAAGACAAACAAGCCUUGAACCUCUUAAAAGAGACACAUGAAAGCCAUCCUUCAGCCAACCAAGAAUUAACUGAGCACUGGGGUGAAUACUUGUCUACAUCGCUGAGAAUGGCGUCAAGGCCCAGUCUGAUACCAAGACAAGGUUAAACUGGGACACAGCUGCACAGUGAUCCUGAUGUCUGUUCCCAGUCGCACAGUCAAGACUGUGAUAAGAGGCUCCAGUUGGUACCAUGGCUUCUGCCGAGCCCCUGACUGCACUGUCCCGCUGGUACCUAUAUGCUAUCCACGGCUACUUCUGCGAGGUGAUGUUCACGGCAGCCUGGGAGUUCGUGGUGAAUUUUAACUGGAAGUUCCCAGGAGUCACGAGCGUGUGGGCCCUCUUCAUCUAUGGCACCUCCAUCCUGAUCGUGGAGCGUAUGUACCUGCGACUGCGAGGCCGCUGUCCUCUUCUGGUGCGCUGCGUCAUCUACACUCUCUGGACCUACCUGUGGGAGUUCACCACCGGCUUUAUCCUACGCCAGUUCAACGCCUGUCCCUGGGACUACUCCCAAUUCGACUUUGAUUUCAUGGGCCUCAUUACCCUGGAGUAUGCUGUGCCCUGGUUCUGCGGGGCCCUCAUCAUGGAACAGUUUAUCAUCCGCAACACCCUCCGCCUGCGCUUUGACAAGGAUGCGGAGCCGGGGGAGCCUGCCGGCCCGCCAGCCCUGGCCAAUGGCCACGUCAAGACCGACUGAGUCAGAAGAUUAAUGUGAGGACCUGAAGCCUCUCGUAGGAACCCAUGAACAGAGAGAGAGAGAGAGAGACGGAGCUGGUGGGGUCACCCCUUGGUUCAGCACAAGCCCUGCCCUCGUCUGGGUCUUAGCCCAGUAGGGCAAACAAAACCACACAUGGUGGGCAGUGGGAUGGUGUUGGGGAGUUGGGUGUCUAGACAACAGAACGACUUUGAGACUCCAUGGCUCUCCUGGGGGCUGGGGGCUAGGUGGUGAACAAUUGGACUUUGAUGGAUGACUUUGGAAGCAGCAAGGGAUGUGAACUCUGGGGCCACAGGUGGGAGGCAAGGUCUGAGAAGGCCUUGGCUGCUGUUGAGGCCACCGCCCACCUGCCUCCUAGCUUCAGCUGGGCUUUGGCUGGUUCAAUUAGGCAAUAUUCAGGUGCUUGCUUGCAACCAAUACCUCCCCAGGGGCCUCUGAGCUGCAGCUGAGAGAGACCAAGUAGCCCAUUGCGCUGCUUGGUGGCACUGGUGUGCAAAGGCUUGGAAACCUUCCUUUGGCUCCUCUCCCUCUCCCAGGGCCCCACGCUGCUCCCUUGGCCUUCUGGGGGCCCCUGUGGUGCUGGAUUCCCACCAACCUUGGGCUUUUGGAGGUUUCAAUCCCCGUGUGUUCGGUGGCGUUUCCCCUUUCUCUUGUGUUCAAGACAUUUACCAUUAGCAGGCAGCCCUUUCCUCUGUGUCAGUCACCAUACCCUCCUCUGCUCCCAGCUCCCUAUAGAACACAGCAGUGGCCAGAGGCACAGCUCUGAAAUGGACACACCCUACCCCCAUCGCCUUGCUGCAGCCUUCCCUCUGUCUCAGUCUGAUGACUGGGGGCGCCCUGUCUCCCUGGCCCAGGGAUUGUACUCUGGUGCCCCUUCCCUGCAGAGGUCCUACUGAAAACGCAUAGUAUCCCUACAAUGUACAGCAAGGCCCAGAGGUGUGCAGUGGAUCCACAGUGGGGGAAGAAAGGGCAGAAUUCUAGGUUCUAUUUGUCCAUAUGGCUUAUUAUUUCAGCCAGUUACCCAGCAUGGCUUCCUGUGAGCUGCAGGAGAUAGAUCCAUAGAGAACAAGACAGAUAUGGAAGACUCUUUAGAGGCCUUUCCUGGAAAAAAGACGAGUUCCACUAUAGCCUCAGCUCAGCAGUCAACCCUCGGGGCUGCUCUUCCUAUAGCCCCCCUUGGCCAGACUGAUCCCAUAAGCUUGUUUCUCAUACAGUGUUAAUCCUGUCACACUCAUGAGCCUUGUUAGCUUGGUUAUCGUAACUUUACCCCAUGAUGGGUCCAUUGCUGGCAGUGGAUAGGUGAAAUCUAGGCCCCUUCUGAUUUUGUCCUCGACUCUUUGAGAAGAUGGGACCAUCAAAGAGUAUAGCAUCCCAUGAAGCCACCCUGGGACUCUCAAAGGUUGAAAUCAGCCCUUAUUUCAUAUAGAUCAUUUUUUAAAUGACUGCACCACCUGUGUGUAGUCUCUGGACUAUGUAGACAGCACCAGGCCAGGGCCAGCAGCAGGGCUGUCUGUCCUAGGCUGGAGGAAAGACUUAGAGACAUUAACCUUCUGUGGCAUCUUUUCCCAGAGUUUUCUCUGUCUAGGGUAGAAUGCAAAAUGUUUCCCUGGGUAGGGUUCUCAAAUCACCAAACACCAUUCUGUUGCGGGGAGGGCUUGUUAUAGCUUUAAUUCCAGGGCUUUAAUGGUUGCAGGGAUUCAGGUUUCCAAUGGGGAGUGGUUGCUUUCCAUCUACAAGUGGAGAAGAUCCCAUAUUUUCUCCAAUUCCAUAUUAUCUUAAUUACCUGAAUUCUAACGCCUCUCCAGGCCACCUCACACCUGUCUUCACAACUGAUCUAUUGGCUUGCUGAAGUAUCCCAGCAUUAAGAUGCCAAUCCUCAACCAGAAAAGGCCAUUGGGUGGCCCUAGGUCUCAGCGCUCCAGAUACUGUCUUGUAGGCACCCUCUAGUACCAUUUUUUUUCUCAAAACUCUAGUAAUCCCAUGUCAGGAGGGGUUCCCAGAGCAGAUCUGCAUGCCUGGCAGUACUCAGCAUUGUGGUCUGCUUUCCUAGGUCCUUGUUGCUCCUAGGUUCCCUCAUAGGCACAGAACCCCCAGGCAGGGGAAGCUACACCCUCAGGCCUGACCGCAGACCUGCAGGGUCAGAUCUCACCGAGUGUAGUGUAGACUUCAGCUCUUGCUUAUUGGCUAUCUUCAGGGCUCCAAUAUCCCUUAGUGCUUAGGGCUUGAAGGUUGGGGUAACUAAGCCCUUCUGAGCAGUGGGUUGUUGGCUGACUGUUAUGGAGCCUCCCUUGGAUGCUCUGAGCCCAAGGUAGGAGUUGCAGGGAGUAAGUAUGCUGCCCUGCAUGGUUGAGUUGCUUUGGAUGUCUGCUAGGCUUCCAAUGCUAUCCCCUCCUGAUGCCAGAGAGUCACAAUGGCCUGUGCUUAUUCACAGCAAUAAUACAUAGGGAGCCCCCUUUGUCCCGGUCCACCACUCCUCAUGGAUCUCCCGGGAGACUGCUGAGUGGGUCAGUUCAUGUGAGACUCUGUUUAUGAAGCUCUGGGCUGUGCAAAGUGUUGUUGCAGGAGGCAGGUGAGAGGCCCAGCCCUGAACUACGAGUAAGGCAGUGGGAGUGCCUUCCACCCUGAAGCCGCCCUUACCUGGAGGAGCUGUAGGCCCUAGCUUUGUAACAGGGCCUACGGACUGGUUAGGACUGUCUUCCAACUGGACAGCUCCUGAGAAAGACACACGACUAGUUUGUAAGCCCAUUGCCUGCUAUGUCUCCGUUAGUCUGUCUCUCCCUUUUCAUAACUGUGCACAUAAAAUAUACUGGUGUUUGUGUCCUGGA
This is a messenger RNA of Apodemus sylvaticus (European woodmouse), 3827 nucleotides long. RefSeq names its product transmembrane protein 229B (gene Tmem229b). The record is from RefSeq and is a predicted model, not a curated record. The transcript has 3 exons. NCBI's taxonomy places the organism in Eukaryota, Metazoa, Chordata, Mammalia, Rodentia, Muridae. The coding region runs from base 481 to 984 and encodes 167 amino acids.